AUGGUUAUUACUGGAAGUGACACACAAGGUAUUGAUGAUCUCAAGUCAUAUCUCAGUGAAUGUUUUAAGAUGAAAGAUCUUGGAUCCUUGAGUUAUUUUAUUGGCACGUCUUCCACUGGAUACUUCUUAUCACAAGUGAAAUACGCAUCUGAGAUUGUACAACGAGCAGGAUUAUCUGACAAUAAGGUAACUGACACACCUCUUGAAUUGAAUAUUAAAUACAGUUCUACAGAUGGGACUUUAUUGUCCAAUCCAACAUUGUAUAGUAAGUUAGUAGGGAGUCUUAAUUAUCUGACCAUUACAAGAUCAUAUAUAAGUCAUGUUGUUCACAUUGUCAGUCAGUUUAUGUCUGCUCCAAGGUCUACUCGUUAUGCAGCUGUUCUCAAAAUUCUGAGAUACAUCAAGGGGUCUCUGUAUCAAGGCCUAUGUUUCUCUUCCAAGUCUGAUCACACUCUUCCUGCAUACUCUGAUUUAGAUUGGGCUGGGGAUGUUACAGACAGAAGAUCUAUUACAGGUUAUUGUGUGUUCUUGGGGGAUUCUUUGAUUUCCUGGAGAAGUAAAAAGAAAAGUGUGGUUUCUCGUUCUAGUGCUGAAGCAAAGUAUAAAUCUCUUGUUCACACCAUGUCUGAGCUGAUUUGGUUACGAUGGCUCCUUUGUGAUAUGAGAGUUCAACUUUCUACUUCUACACCAGUGUACUGUGAUAACAAGGCUACUAUUCAGAUUACACACAAUGAUGUUUUCCAUGAACGUACAAAACAUAUCGACAUAGAUUGCCAUUUUACUCGCCAUCAUUUAAAAAAAAAGGUACAAUCACUCUUCCGCAUGUCAAAUCAGAAUUUCAAGUGGCUGAUAUCUUCACCAAGACUUACUCUGCAUCUCGUCUUCAAUUUUUAG
Molecule: messenger RNA, 894 nt
Organism: Papaver somniferum (opium poppy)
Lineage: Eukaryota; Viridiplantae; Streptophyta; Magnoliopsida; Ranunculales; Papaveraceae
Exons: 1
Coding region: 1-894 (297 amino acids)
Source: RefSeq, a predicted model, not a curated record